This is a messenger RNA of Myotis daubentonii (Daubenton's bat), 2283 nucleotides long. RefSeq names its product protein N-terminal asparagine amidohydrolase-like. Lineage: Eukaryota; Metazoa; Chordata; Mammalia; Chiroptera; Vespertilionidae. The record is from RefSeq and is a predicted model, not a curated record. The transcript has a single exon. Bases 658 to 1152 code for a protein of 164 amino acids.
GAAAAAAGGGCGUUAUUAAAAGACAUGAUCAGGAUCAUACAGGUAAUUAUUGUGAAUAUCAUGCGUUCAGCUCAGGUCUUCUGACUGAAUCUCUAGCCCUUUCCUUGUAGCUUAGGUCAGCUACUUUUGAGAAAAAGGUCAUUGCCCUGUGUGGACAGAGAGGAUCACAAGACUAAAAACCAGUUUCCUCCACUGAAAGUUAUAAGGACUUUGAUUUGUUUCAAGCUCCAGUUAAGCUUAACAGGUGAAAAGUCACAUAAAAUUUAAAAUGAAUUUAGGCUGAAAUACCAGAAGGGAGAUGAUAAAAACUCACUUUAGCUUUGCAACAAUCAGAAUGUUUCUAGAGGGGGGCAGGCAGCCCAUAUGGGGAGCUGCUGGUUGAGAGGUGGUGAGAGACCAUUAUCCGAGCCCACCCACUUCUGGAGGAAAGAGCCAGACUGCUCAGAGGUCAGUCUGUUCAACAAGGGGGACCCCAGGGCUUUCUGUAUGUUCAGCAAAGAGAGCCUCCAGUGACCACCUCAAAGGAUAGCUCCAUCCCCACUCCUGGCUCUGAUGAUGCCACCACUUGUCACAUUGUAGUCCUGAGGCACACAGGUAAUGGGCUACCUGCUUGAUACACUGUGAUGGAACCUACACCCAAACUAAGGCCCCUCGGUCAUGAACUCCAUAAAAUCCUUUCCCAAUCGCUCUCAGUGUGGAACCCUGGAAGUGAGCCUCGUAGGAGGCUUCAGGGACAAUGGGCAGUUGUCACAAAAAUGUACUCAUCAACUUCUUAGUGAAUUUGACAGACAGGAAGAUAACAUUCACCUAAUGACAUUAUAUGUGACAGAAUUAAAUGACCUGGAAGAAAAUGAAAAACACUUCCCAAUGAUUUAUGGCAUUGCUGUCAACACCGAAACUGCAGAGAUUCACAGUCUCCUUCCAGGAUUGCGGUCCGGAGGAGCUGCGAGCUGCACCAGCAGCGACUCAGCAGGAGGACUGGUGAUUCGUUCCUCCGAUGCGAAGACAGAGCAACUUCACACAAAACCUUAUUCUUGGAUGCCGUUUCCACAUGUGGAUUUCUGGUUGCAACAAAUACUGAAGAGCCUUUCCAUUUCACCUCUGGCUGACCCCCUCGCUCCCCACAUUGUGGAACAUAGUAGAUCUACCUGAUUUUUUUUUUAAAAACACACACUAUUUCCUGGAAAAUAAAGCUCUACCCUACAAACAAAUAAACAAACAAAAAGGAAAGCAUCUUUUCUCCAGCAAGUUAAAAAUAGGAAUUACCAACGAAAGCAAUUUUGGGGCAUGACAGAGACAACUGGUGGGAGUUGGACAGAAUAUGGUUUGGGAACUACAUCCAUUGAGUCUUAGUAUCUUUUAAAUGACUUUCAAAAUAAAAUCUUAUUUUGGCAAAGGAAAAUAAAAAGAAUGUUUCUAGAGUGAUCUACUCACUUUUGUCAGUGUACAAACAAUCCUAGUAAUAUUGACUGACAUAUAUUGAGUAGUUACUAUGUGACAGACAUUGCAUUUUUAACUAUUUAAUCCUUAAGUGUCAUUGACAAUCCAGAGGUAGUUUCGCCAAGAGAAAAGAUGGUGGUGGCGAUGGAGUUGGAGGUGGUGGGGUUGAGGAAGAGAGCUGAGGUCUGAAAGCUGGAGGUGGGAAGACUUAAAGAAAUUAUAUUUAUUUUCAAAUCCAAGCAGCACUAUCAUGUGAAAGAAAGAUGAGAGGUUCAUUGGUGGAAUCUUAGCUGCAAGAGAAGUUUCAAGAGUCAGAGUGACUGAGCUUCAGACUUGGGCUCAAUAAAGCUGAGUCACCUGACUGUUAAAAUUAUUCAAAAAUGCCAUGGGCUUUUCCCGAGGGAUUCAAGCUCACACAAAGGAAGCCUUUAAGCACUGCCUGAGUGAUCUUAUCUGUAAGGAAUAUUGUGGAGGGGAAUCCCUGCCCAGGGUAGAAUGACUCAGACAACUUCCUUCCAAGUCUACGAUUCUGUGACUGUUACAUUAGCCCAAGGGUAAAGGACUUUGGGGGUAAAGGACUCUUGGACAGCUAUCAGCAGUCUGCGCAAUGCACCCGUCAUUGGCGCCUGGAAUCUUGCUGCCUCUUGUGGAGCCUCCACGUAGUGAAAAGGGGCAGAGCUACUUCUUGGGCAGUUCCCACAAAGCCAGGCCUUUCUAGGUCCCCUUUUCCUUGUCUCCCUCCAGCCUGCUGGCCACAGCAAUGCCCCAUGAUUCCAGUUCAUCUUGCUUCUACAGAAGUCUCUGGUAAAAUGUUAAUUUAGUCAGUCUGAUUGUUAUUAAAUC